Helianthus annuus (common sunflower) is the source of this 3134-nucleotide messenger RNA. Its product is annotated as putative disease resistance protein RGA4. The coding region runs from base 129 to 3047 and encodes 972 amino acids. The transcript has 2 exons. Gene Ontology annotation, molecular function: ADP binding. The record is from RefSeq and is a predicted model, not a curated record. Gene Ontology annotation, biological process: defense response to other organism. Lineage: Eukaryota; Viridiplantae; Streptophyta; Magnoliopsida; Asterales; Asteraceae.
ACAACUGUUGAAUUGCCUUUUCAUUUUCUUCACUUUCUUACUUUGCUUUUGAAACACAGUUCUUGAAUUCGAUCAGUCUUUCAGUGGCAUACAAAUACUUUUGAUUCUAAUAAUUUGAAAUAGUAACCAUGGGUGACGCGGCUAUUUCGGCCCUUGUGGCGGAUGUGUUGGGGAAACUAACUUCUGAACUUAUCAAAGAGUUUGAUCUACUUUGGGGGUUUAAGAAUGAUGUAUUGAGUCUCAAGGAAGAUUUCGACCAGAUCCAAGCUGUUCUUCAAGAUGCAGAAGAGAAACACAGCAAAGAAGAGGCUGUAAAGUUAUGGCUUCGGCGCCUCAGAUCUGCAUCUUUGGAGGUAGAAAAUGUGUUGGACGAGAUCUCGACUGAAGCUUUGCUACAACGUCUACACAAACAAAGAGGCAUCAAAUACAGGGUAAGAGCCUUCUUUUCCUCCGAUCAUAAUCAAUUUGUGUUCCGUGCUAGGAUUGCUCACAAAGUUAAAGCAAUGCGAAGAAAACUGGAUGCAAUUGCAUCCAAGAGAUUUGAGUUGAAGUUGACCCCUUCAAGUGACAUAAGUCAUGUGGGUGCUGAUGUUGUAGGUGAGAUGCCAAGUAGGGAAACCAGCUCGCUUAUACAUGAUUCUUCGACCAUCUUUGGAAGAGAUAAAGAGAUCGAAAAGGUAAUUGAAACGAUAUGUGACAAAGAUAUAGGGAAACCUGAAAAUGGUGAGAUUCGGGUGUAUGGUAUAUGGGGUAUGGGAGGUGUAGGAAAGACUACUCUAGCUCAAUUAGUCUAUAAUCAUGAAAGGGUGAAUCAAUAUUUUGAGUUAAAAUGUUGGGUGUAUGUCUCUGAAAAAUUUCAAGUUCAAGAUAUAAUAAAAGGAAUAAUUGAAUCUAUAAAUGAAUGUGAGUGUAAACUUACACGUCUAGAUGUGUUGCAAAAGUCCCUCCAAAACAAGUUAAGGGGAAAGAAAUUUAUAGUUGUCCUAGAUGAUGUUUGGAUCGAAGACAAUGAAAAGGCAAAGUGGGAUGAGUUAAGUAAGACAUUAAGUUGUGGGGCAGAAGAAAGUAUUGUUGUGAUGACAACACGAUCCCAGACAACUAGCCGAAUGAUGGCUAAGGUUCUUACAUUACAACAUGAAGUUGGAUGUUUAUCAGAAGGGGACUCAUGGUUAUUAUUCAAGAAGCUUGCAUUUGCACAAGGAAGAAUGGGGGAUGAUAUGAGUCAGCUGGAGCCUAUUGGAAGGGAGAUAGUAAAUAAAUGUAAAGGAUUGCCUUUGGCAGUAAAGACUUUAGGUACCUUAAUGUGGUCAAAAAGAAGUGCAAGCGAAUGGCAACUUAUGAAAGACAAUAACAUAUGGGAGUUGGAAAAAACUAAAGUUUUGCCUGCUAUUUUGAAGUUUAGCUAUGAUAACUUGCCUCCACAUCUAAAGAGAUGUUUUGCUUAUUGUUCUAUGUUUCCCAAAGGCUAUAUACUGACGAAGGACGCACUGAUACGGUUGUGGGUGUCAAAUGGUUUUAUUCCACCCAAAGGAGAAAUAAACUUGUAUGUGCUUGGAGAAGAAGUUUUUAAUUGUUUGGUUUGGAGGUCCUUCUUCAUUGUUAAGGAAGACGACUUCGAGGAAGAUUUAUACCUAAUACAUGAUCUAAUGCAUGACAUGGCACAACAUGUGAUGGGGGAUGAUUGUUUAGCUAUAGAGUCUGGUAAGGAGGUUAUCAUCCCAAAUGAGGUGCUUCAUUUGACCUCGUCAUGUCCAGGUUCUCUCUUUUGUCCUCAUGAUUUAAAAAAGUUAACAUCAUUAAGGUCAAUAUUCUUGUAUGGAAAGAUAAAUGAAGGUAGCAUUAAACAAAUCUUCAACCACGUUUAUGUGAGGGUAUUAUACUUGGCUGGUAUUCAGUUAAAGACAUUGCCCGAAUCAAUUUGCAAACUCAAACACUUGAAAUAUUUGAAUUUGUCACGCUCAAGUAUACAAGUUCUACAUGAGUCGAUUAUUUAUCUCCAAAACUUGCAAGUCUUGCUUUUGUAUCGUUGUAAGUUCCUGCAUAAGUUGCCUAAAGGCUUAAGAUACAUGAGAAAUCUUGAACAUUUAGGAACCAAUCGUUGUUACUCACUUUUGCAUAUGCCAUUAGGAAUCAAAGAACUAACCAACCUCCAAAUACUUCCAUAUUUUCCUGUUUGUAACAAGAGUGGGGCUAACAUAGGCGAAUUGGGGAAUCUAAAUCUUCUUAAGGGGGAGUUAAAGAUAUCACAAAUUGAGAACGUUGGAAGUUUAAGUGAGGUCAAGAAUGCCAAUCUCAAAUGCAAAAAAGAUUUGUCGGUUUUAGAGUUAUGUUGGUCGAUACUUUCUAAAAGAGAAAGUAAACAGGAAAUGUGCGCAUACGAUGAAAAGGUUCUCGAGGGACUAGAACCAAAUCCGGGUCUCAAGGAAUUGAAAAUAUUUAAUUACAUGGGAAAGGCUAUUUCUCCAAGUUGGAUCGUCAAUUUAAGGAAUGUAGUAGAAAUUGUAUUUUGUGGGUGUAAGAAUUGUGAGCAUAUUCAACUACUUGGAAGACUACCCAAUCUUAGGGUCAUUAAGUUGGAGUACAUGGCUUCUUUGAAAUGUUUCCAUGAUGACGACAAAAACAUGAUAGGAGACACCAAUAUGUUUCUUAGUUUGCAAGAAUUGCACAUUUCCAAGUGUCCGAAUUUGGUCUCCUUGCCAAGUAACCUUCCAAAACUCAAGAUUUUAACAUUACGUAAUUGCAAUGGGUUAGCUUCUCUACCAGAUGAGAUUCAAAGUUUCAAGGAUCUGAAGGAACUUGUGAUAGAAAGAUGUAAACAUCUCUGUAUAGGAUGUGAAAAAGAUAUAGGUGUAGAAUGGCCUAAAAUUUCUCACAUUCCCAAUAUCAGUAUUAAUCCUUCAAGGCCCAUUGAGGAUGGAGAUGGGGAUGACGAUGACGAAGACGAAGAGGAAGACGAAGAAGAAGAAGAAGAAGACGAAGACAUAGACCUAGACCUAAACGAAGAUGAAGACAAGGAUGAUGAGAUUUGUAGAAUGUAUGCUUUGUAAAUUUUGAUAGAUCUUAAUUGUGUAAAAAGUUCCAAACUGAAGUAUUUUGAUGGGUCCAUCGAAUCAAAUUCUUAACCGGAUAAAUCA